Molecule: messenger RNA, 2113 nt
Organism: Monopterus albus (swamp eel)
Lineage: Eukaryota; Metazoa; Chordata; Actinopteri; Synbranchiformes; Synbranchidae
Gene: mxra7
Product: matrix-remodelling associated 7
Exons: 5
Coding region: 1045-1791 (248 amino acids)
Source: RefSeq, a predicted model, not a curated record
UGGCUCAACUCUUGGCAGUGUAGUGAUAAAUGUAGCUCAAUCCACACAUUGAGGAUAUUGUGCCCUGACAGUUGCAACAGCUGUUCAUAAAUCAAAUAACCAGCUACCUUUAAACUAGUCAUUUACUAAGUCAUGUUGAAUAGUUGCAUCAUGAAUGUGUGCUAGUGAAGACUAAAUCGUUUGCUAUAAAACAUCUGUACCUGUGGUGUUAUACUUAGUAUUGGGGGAAACGGACAAAUCUUUUAAGUUGUGUGAUAGCUGUAGUUUUUGUGCAUACAUCCGUAGAAAAUAACAUUAGCCUAUUUGACAAUUUACUUAUCAAAUGGUGUUGCAGUUAUUUGUCGCAGUUUACGUUACAUUUGUGGAGUGUAAUUUUGAGGUCAGACAUGUUGACCAUAUUUCAUUGAUUCAGUUGAAACUAGUCCAUUUACCAACUAAUGUAAGUUGGUUCAGUUACCUACCAAAACAUUGAGCUAAGCAACGCCUGGUAGUCGGUAGAGGAGUAGCUAUUUAAACGUAAGAACUGGUUUUGUGGGGAAACUUUGGGGAUGUGUAACAGCCCACUAUUAAUAGCUAUGGGUUGUUUAUUGUCCACUUUAAAUCCCUGGUGCACCUUCCCCCCGGUAGACUAAACCCUGGCUGACGCACUACACGGCUUCUGGCACAAACUUAAAUCAAGUCUCCGAGUUCGUGCCGUACACAGACCGCUGACGAGAUUAAGCUUAGAGGUGAGCACGUUGCACCGUGCCGUGACGGGCAACCUGUGACCUUUCCUCUCCCACAGCUUGGACAUAACGACAGGUAGGCCGCGGAUCAUAUAUAUGGGCGGUGGAUGAUGCAGGGGCGGAGCCAGAGGACGUGACGUCCCGCUCGGUGAGGACAUCGUAAAAUCCGUGCAUCUGCUCGUUAGCGUUGGUGUUUGGGGAGGAUUAUCUCGCGGAUGGCUGAGUGAGUGAAUGUUGCCGAUUAAGGUUAUCAGGAAGCGACACAGUGAAGACAAAAGAGCCAAUACAGGCCUACGAUCAGCCACCGAGCUCCACAACCAUGGAUCUAACUUUUAUUUUAUCAGCAAUUAUUUUCACACUUCUCGCUAUUGUGGUCGCAACGUCGCUAUUUAGCGGCUCUUCGUCUACAGGCCACUUUACAAACGCACGGAGUUACUUCGGACACACUGAGGACCGUGCAGCCGGGAGAUUAGACGAGUCAGGGCCGAAGCAGAAUGGCCAUGUACCCGGCAAGAACAACAAGACGGAGGACGACUGGUGCAAUAUCAGCGGGAGCUCACACGAUCACUGGGAUGUAGUGAAAUCCGUGUUUCCAGAGGAGGCACACCCCAACCCUCUCACUGAAGAACUGGCAACACCAGUUGAGCACUCCUCCUCCACAUCCAGCUCGCCCAUCCCCAGGCCUGGAUCUAGGCAUUUGAGCUUAGAGGUAGAGUCAUCUACCAAGGCCUCGUCAGGGAGGGGUCGUACGUCAUUCAUUGGGCUCUCUGAUAAGGAGCUCCUAAAGUGUGCUUUCUCUUACCCCCAGACUGAAGGAGCCACAGAGAGCCCGGGGAUCAACGAUGAAGUGGAGUCCAGCGCAAAUGAUUCCUUGAAGUACAUCCCUGGAAAGGCUCGAUCACACCAUUUGCAAAUGAUGAUGUCCAAAAAUGAGCUGGAGGAGGAACAGAGAGUACAACGGGAACAGCUGGCUGCCAUCUUCCAGCUGCUGAAAGACAACAAGGAGACAUUUGGGGAGGUGUCUGAUGGAGACAUAGAGGAGCAGCUCAGACUCUACUCCAUUUGAGACUCCACUCUGACUCAGGUCUUCACGUUGUGGACCACCCUCUCUGCCUGUGCUCUUCCCUGUGACCACUACUGAAGGACUUCUCCAGUUCACCAAAUGCAUCAAUAAACCUGUUCACAGUAUUCAACACAGCUGUACCGUCCACUCAACAACUACUCUGACAAUAUGUCGUACUUUCAUUUUUACCAUUUGUACAAGCCACCUGUCAUUCAGACUCGGUCUACAUGAAAGACUAAAUGAAAGCAGCUGGACCUCUUCCAGCCCAGAGUGCAAUUUUCUAGCCACCCAAAUAUGUGAAUAAAGACUGAAAGGGAUAAAGGAC